AUGAUUACGAUGAUGUGCUUGGAACGAAUGAUGUUUCUUUGUUUUAUAUGUUUAGUUAAUGGUGAAAGCUCCAAAGAAACAAAGGUAAAUAUAAGUAACUCAACGCCUCGGGUUGGAAAUAACUUAUCUACACUACCUGCCUAUCCUUUGGAAGUUUUUUCUACUAAGAGAACUUUGUGGUUACACAGACCAGAAGCGUUACAACCUUAUCAGUCGUCUCUUGUACUACAAGCACCUAGAGUUGUAAUUCAGAGACAACCAUUUUCCGUGAUCCAACUUAAAAGGCUCCUAGGGCUGGGUGUAGCUCCCUAUUUCCAUAAGUUUAACUUCGAGCCUUUUGACCGACGACGUAUGAAACCAGUCUUGAUACUUGCCUUAAAAAAACAAGGAAUUUCUCCAAUACAAGUUACGUGGCCUAACAAGCCACCUGAAGUUGCAGAGCUGCAAUCGCCCUACAACCAAAUAGAGGACCAUGGGACCGAUGAGGCAAACUUCAACGCUGAAGUAGAGAAAAUAUUCGAAGAAUAG
This is a messenger RNA of Aricia agestis (brown argus), 528 nucleotides long. RefSeq lists its product as uncharacterized. Lineage: Eukaryota; Metazoa; Arthropoda; Insecta; Lepidoptera; Lycaenidae. The record is from RefSeq and is a predicted model, not a curated record. The transcript is spliced from 5 exons. The coding region runs from base 1 to 528 and encodes 175 amino acids.